UCGCGCACACAGCAGUUUGCCAGUGAGUGUGUUCGUCACUUCUCCCUCUUCGUCCCUCAUCUCCCCGACCAUCCUCUCCACUCCACCCGGGGCAACUCCCCAGCAACGCACCCAUGGCUCUUGGCUUGACCGGUCGCAUCGGUUCGACGGCGGCGGUGGGUGUCAGCAGAGCUAUGGCGUCCUCAUCGACCGACGAGACUCCCCCAGUAUCGCCGCUCCCGGGAAACUGCUUGGUCAUCGGCGGAAACCGCGGGUUGGGGUUGGAGGUCGUGCGACACCUGAAGAAGCGAGAGAGUACGAUCCUGGCCACCACUAGGACGACCAACGCCGAUCUUGAGGCUGUCGGAGUUAGCGUGCUCGAGGGGAUCGACGUCUCCGACAAGGACUCCGGGACCAAGCUUGUGGAGGCGGUGCAGAAGGAGCUGGGCGAGGGCGGCACUCUCGACUACGUCAUAUGCAACGUUGGAAUUUUGAUCCCUGAUACGUUCGAAGAUCCCAAAUUCGACGCGGCCGUCAAGAUGUAUGAGGUUUGCGUGCUUGGACCUCUUCGUGUGCUCCAGGCUCUGGUGGUGUCAGGACUGUUGCGGAAGGGAUCGAGCAUCGGUAUGAUCACAUCAGAAGGGGGCUCGGUCGGCCUCCGAACGGAAAUAGAGGGCGGGAACAACUACGGGCACCACAUGAGUAAAUGCGCUCAGAACAUGAUGGGCAAGCUCUUUGCUCUGGACGUGAAGCCCCGCGGCGUGGCGAUCGUGAACAUCCACCCCGGCUUCAUGAAGACGAGCAUGACCGAGAUUUACGCCGACAAGUACGACGAACUGGGUGCCAUCGGGCCCGAAGAAGCAGCGCCCGGCAUAGUAAAGGCCGUGGAGGACCUGACUCUUGAGAACACGGGGAAAUUCAUCGCUCCCAAAGGAAGCAAGAGCCUGGGCCUGGGAGUCUAUGCGCUCGAGGACCCCGAAAGCUACGGGCCCUUCUGCGAGCUCCCGUGGUGAUUUUUUUGCUGCCGCCGAACCGUGGAAACACGCCUCCUCCAUGACGUAUCCGAAACGAGACCCGUGGAGCCAGACAAUAAAGCACCGCAAAGGGUACAUCCUACAACUUCGGAAGUAGGUGCCCGUAUGUAGAAGGCGCUGAUAACGGGAGAGAGAAAAGUCGCGCAUUUUUUCGGGGGUUGUGCUGGCUUUGGGUUCGGCAGUGCGAGAGGGGAAAAAGUGCUGUCGGUGUUUUUUCGAAGACAAGGAUCACACCUCAUCGACCUAGAGCAAAGGGUUGCAUCUUCAGGCGCUUCGUUCUCCUUUGAACACAAUUACAACAGGGAAAAAGGAGGCCGAGGGCUCGGUGCAUCUUUGGAGCGGUUGAGCGUACGAUGGUUGCUAUCUACGCUCGAGCGAACCCUUGCAAGCAGCAGUACUAAUGCUUCCCACGCUUUUCCAGCUCGCUUGAGUGAGUGUUGCUUCUUGAGGCUGCGGUCUUGACGGCUCUGCGGCGCCUCUACUGUUCGUGAAUCACGCCAACGCGUGUGUACGAGCCUGUAUUUUUGUCCCGUGCUCCUUGUUAUUAUUGUUCCGUUUUCUGCUUGCGUUUUGUUCCGUGUCGAGUUGGGGGUUUCCAAGGAUUCCCGAAGGCGGUGUUUGUAUCCAGGGGAGGGGAGCGCGGGUACCGUAGCGACGAGGAUUCGCGCGCAGGUGAUGCCCCUACAUGCAGCGUUUGUUUCCUUGUCAGCCCUUUUGGUCACCCUUUGUACCAAGGACAUAUAUAUAUAUUGGACCUCCGUCAACAACCAGCGGGCGUGGUACCUUCUACGUUGGACUAUAUCUUGGUUCAAAAUCGGAGAUGUGAGGAGGAUACAUCACGUACUGUAUCACCGAACCGUGUUGUCAUGGUCCAGGCCGCGCAAUGUCGAUGACAGUUCAAAUGUUUUUACGCUUUCCAUUUUUUUUCACAUGGCUUCCGUUUCUUUUUGUGUAUCGUGUUUCGCGAGUCUUCUUGAGUAUGCCUGCCCCUCUGUACACUCUUCGGAAGAAAUGCGACAUGACAAUAAGUACCUCGCCCCGUACCGUUGAUGUAGAGCCAACCAUGAAUGUUAACAAGCGCGUAAGAAAGCGC
Molecule: messenger RNA, 2106 nt
Organism: Ectocarpus sp. CCAP 1310/34
Lineage: Eukaryota; Phaeophyceae; Ectocarpales; Ectocarpaceae
Source: the annotation of a GenBank genome assembly